CGUAAAGAAUAUGUAAAUAUUACAUUUUUAUAUAUCGGGUCGAUAACAAUUUGUAUGGUAGAAUUGGCCAAUAAUGCUUUGGUCGAAGGACGCUGUUGCGCGCGAAAAUCGAGAGAUCGAUCGAUCGUUCUGCGUCGCGACCAUCUAACAGUGCGUUUGUCUGCUGCGUGCAUGUGCUGUGGUUGUGUGGUAAUACGUUUCAGUGUAAUGCUUUUGAUUUUCGGGUGAAAAAAUUUCUGAUUUAGCAACGAUUAUGACGAAAUCUGUACCCGACGGAUGGCUCGAUUACAAACCGUACGGAGAAGUUAUAAAGGGCACGAAAAUCUUGCCGUUUAAAGUACCGCUAAAGGAAGCCGUAGUCAACAAUUUAACGCCCGAACAAAGAUUCACGGCGACGAUACUGCUGCAAGCGUUUCCGCGUCUGAAAUGUAUCGUCGAUCUGACGAAUACAGAACGCUACUAUGACAAAAAGGAAUUCACAAAUGUCGGUGUGAAGCAUGAGAAGAUUAUGAUACCUGGGAAGAGGGUACCACCACAAAAUAGCGUUAUGAAAUUCUUUAAAGCGAUGGACGAUUUCAUGGCAAGCGCCGAGGAGGACGAUGUCAUAGGAGUACACUGUACGCAUGGUAUAAACCGCAGUGGGUAUCUUAUUUGUAGGUAUCUCAUUCAACAACAAGGCUGGGAACUACAAGAUUCUUUAAAAGCUUUCGAGGAGGCACGUGGGUACCCGAUUUAUCGUGACGCAUAUGUUGCUGCCUUAAAGGAGAUACCACGUGGUGAGAAGAUCGAUACAAAUAAAAUCAAUCUAUUUAACCCAUCGACCACUCGUAAAGAGAAUUACUCAAUACCAGUAAGAAGAGUGCUCGAUCAGUAUAGAAUAAGACUGAAACAUCCAAAAGGAAGACCAGUGCCAUAUCCAAUGGGUCCACCGCCAGGAUUCAAGCCACAUCGUCGUGGAUUCACGAAUGGAGCGCCCUAUCCACCGCAACCUUUUGGUUUUGGUGCUCCACCACCUGGAUUUGGUUCAAUGCCUCCACAUCCGCCUGGUAUGCCACUUCCACCGCCGCCAGGGCCACCAAUGUAUGGUCCAAGACCUUUGAGAUAUGGACCACCACCGCCCCCACCACCACCACCACCAGCCAUGAGAGCAUCAGGUCCAGGCUUUCAUCCACCAGGCUUUCCACUGCGUUUACCAGGUCUACCAAGAAUGGCUGGUCCACCUAGAUUACCACCUGGUCCGCCAUCUCGAUUACCACCUCCAAAAAUGCCUCCGCCUCCUCCACCACCGCCACCGCAGGUUAGGCAGGCGGUUGUUGUUAAACGACUACAAGCUCACAAAAAGAAACAUCAUAAUCAACAUCAGGAGCAACAGAUCGCUAGAAACGGUAGAAUUAUACCACUUGGGAGUUCGAUGAGGCUAACAAAGCGUGAAGUCAGUACCGCCAGAAGGAUUAGAAAUAUCACUUCAAAAAUUACCAAGGAACAGGACUUUACCGUAGAUACUUUCGAGGAAAACCUUUUGGCUGUCUCAUCGACGAACGCACAUUUGCGACGGCCAUUAAAAGGACGAUACCAUCAGACUAAGUGAUGAUGUGUUAUCUAGGAUGGGGGCGAUUUAUCAUUUAAAAACUUACAAUAUGUUGUGUAAUAAUGUCAUUCGCAUCAGUCGCUCAAUGUGUUGCUCUAAAAUCCCUUAUGGCGACACUUUUAAGAUAGAAGGAAAAAGAAAAUGUGAUUUUUGCGAUCUCACCGUUCUUGCAUUUACGAACGGUAUUCGAAUAGAUGCGAGAGAACGAAGAGAAACGUUUUGAGACGUAAUAAACUUCUAUUUCUCUCGGUCUUAAUUCCUAACACACAUAAAAAUCAAACGAGGGAUCUUUGUUGAUUCUUUAUUCGCCUUGUCGAUUUUCUAGACGUUUAUCUAUUUCAACUAAAAAUCUAUAAACUGUUGUGAAAUAUGUCGUCGUCGUUUUUCCAUCCGAACAACAUGGCUCUCAUUGUUGGGAAAAAUCUAUACUGGAACCUACUACUACUACUACUACUACUAUUACUACUACAACUACUACUACUACUACUACUACUACUACUAUUACUACUACUACUACUACUACCACUACUACUAUUACUACUACUACUAUUACUACUACUACUACUACUACUACUACUACUACUACUACUACUACUACUACUACUACUACUACUACUACUACUAUUACUACUACUACUACUACUACUUUACGUUUAAGACUAUGUUCGACAUUGACAAAUAAACGCACUUUAUUGGUAAGUUCCUUUUUUUUUUUUUUUUUUUUUUUUGUCGACUAUUUAAAAGACGAAAAUUAUAUGUGGAUUACGUGUAUCGUACUAUUAUAAAAUUAUCGUCGAAAGAAAUAGUUUAGAUUAAGGGAUUAGAACCUGACGUCUCUCGUGUCUCGUUCGAAGAUAAUUAAAGUGCUUCAAUAUUCGACCUUGACGGUCAGGGAUCAUGCGUGUAGAUGUGGUGAUAUUGAUCAUAUUUACGAACGCACGUAUCGUAUAUCAUUAAGCGAUUGUACGCGCCUUAAAUGGAAUAAAAUUCCACACGGGGAGAAUUUUCUAGCGUCUUUUUAAAGCUUCUUUUAUAAUUUUCGAAGCUUCUACACGCGUUAUUUUCAACGUUAAGGAAAAAUCCAUAAUGUAAGCUAAGUAGUAACUAUCGACUUUAGUUUCUCCAUUUAAUAAGGAAUCGAACAGAGAAGAAACAGAGAAAAAGAAUAAGAAAAUAAAAAUAAUUUCUCUGAAAUCGUAUGUCGGUCAAAAAUUAUAAUACGAAUACGAUCGACGAUCCUAUAAGGAUUUUAUUUUUUCGAACGGCCUGUUGUAAUGUAUCUCUUUUCAAAGUUCACACAUUAUACGAGUUCUUUCAUAGAU
Vespa mandarinia (Asian giant hornet) is the source of this 2910-nucleotide messenger RNA. RefSeq lists its product as uncharacterized. Gene Ontology annotation, biological process: protein dephosphorylation. The record is from RefSeq and is a predicted model, not a curated record. Gene Ontology annotation, molecular function: polynucleotide 5'-phosphatase activity. NCBI's taxonomy places the organism in Eukaryota, Metazoa, Arthropoda, Insecta, Hymenoptera, Vespidae.